AUGAAGCUCCAGGUGUUCUGGACUGGGCUGGAAUAUACGUGCCGUCUCUUGGGCAUCACCACUGCUGCAGUGUUGAUUGGAGUGGGCACCGAGACCUUUCUCCGGGGACAGUUCAGAAGCCUGGCCUUCUAUCUGCUGUCUACAGGGACUGCCAUCUCUGUGUGCGAAGGGGCCUACUUUGUGGCUCAGCUGUUGGCUAUCUGCUUCAGGUGUCAGCCGGGGUCCCUGGCACACAGAGCAAGGGAGAAAGCCCACUGGUUGGGCUGCUUCCAGAAGUUCCUGGCCUACAUGCUUCUGUCAGUAGCCUGCUUCCUCCACCCUGUCCUGGUCUGGCAUGUGACCAUCCCAGGCUCCAUGCUCAUCGUCACCGGCCUGGCCUACUUCCUCCUGAGCAAACGGAAGAAGAACAAGUCUGCCCCUGAGACCCUCGCUGCCCCAGAGCAGUACACAGACCCCACCAGCAGCGCGGUGAGCACCACAGGCUGUGGGGACACUGAACAAACCUACACUUUCCACGGGGCCCUCAAGGAGGGGCCUGGCUCACUCUUCAUGCACAUGAAGAGCAUCCUGAAGGGGACCAAGAAGCCCAGUGCCCUGCAGCCCCAAGAGACCUUAAUGGAGCUGAUGUUGGAGCCUUCUGACUCCUUGGGUAAAAAGAAACAGGUCCACUUUGAAGACAAUGUGGUCAGAAUCAUCCCAUCCCUCACAGAAGGUUUGGAUGAAGGCGACAGCGAGCCAGAGGAAACCACCUCUGACACAGCCCCCAUCAUCCCUCCCUCGCAGGCCCCACUCCUUCUGUCUUCCCUCAUGGCCACUGACUUGUUCUGAGCAGCUCAACUAGAGGUCGAUGGCCCUGCUACAAGCCUCUUGACAGCCGUGGGCCCUGCAGGGGAUUCAAGUCUUCCCAAGUCAUCUCUUCCACACAUCUCAGUGGUGGCCAGGUCUCUGGGAACCAUAAGAUAGUAAAGCAAGCCAGAUCUGCAGAGACCUCCAGGAAGGCACAAAUGAGGCUUUUGCCACGUGGAAGUCCUCUUUGGCUGUGGAUGAGAAAAGAGACCACAAGGCUGCAGAUCCAACUGCCUUCAGCCUAAAGGGACAGAAGGUAUCUCCCCCAAAGAUGCUGUGCUUCCUUAGUU
This is a messenger RNA of Nannospalax galili (Upper Galilee mountains blind mole rat), 1136 nucleotides long. It is a transcript of the gene Tmem72, whose product is annotated as transmembrane protein 72. The record is from RefSeq and is a predicted model, not a curated record. The transcript has 5 exons. Bases 1 to 828 code for a protein of 275 amino acids. Lineage: Eukaryota; Metazoa; Chordata; Mammalia; Rodentia; Spalacidae.